GUUCUUUCAACGAGCAAGAUGUUUCGCUUGCUACUUUUAGCAUGUCUGGCGGCGACCUGCAUGGCAGAUGAGACCGAGCCCGCGGAAUCUGCUAUAACCAUCCACCGCGACGAUAGACAUCACGAGAGAGAUCGAGAUUAUCAUCGCUCUCACCACGCUGAUGAUCAUCACCGCCUACAUCACGAUGACGGACAGCACAGCUUCCGCCUCAACACGCAUGAUGACGAUUAUUUCCGGGGACCCGUGAUCCUGCGCUCCACUGGCGUUCAUGACAGCCACGGGCAUGGACCAGACAUAGCUCGUCAAAAUAAGAUAAUAGAAGAAGCAUACAGCCCAGACUACUACCAGCCAACUUGGAUUCUAGACUACAGAUACAUGAAGACCGGCGGCAGAGACUACACCCGCAGCCCUAGUGGACACUACAUCAUCCUCCCUAAGAAUGUCCACACAGAUGAGCAUAAGGAAUUCCGCGACUACGACAGUUUGCUCGAACAUCUACGUCUGAAGAACCUCGCUGAGAAAAAUGAAAUGCGCGAACGUUUCAAAAGCGAGUAUGAACAUCUAAGGACAGGAUCAAGAAACUAGAAGUUUACAUUUGUUUUAAACUUUAAAAUAUAUAACAUUUUGUAUUGAAAAAUUGUAAAUUUUUUAUAAUGUGUUAAUCUCUUGAAGUAUUUCAUUUAUAAUUAGAUGAAAAAUUUGGAGGUUGAAUCAAUUGAAUAUUACUACCCAAUUAAUUAUUAUUUCAUGAAUUAAGUUUAAUAUCUUGUACAUAAAUAAACGCCUUUACUUUAUUAAGUAUA
This is a messenger RNA of Manduca sexta (tobacco hornworm), 803 nucleotides long. RefSeq lists its product as uncharacterized. NCBI's taxonomy places the organism in Eukaryota, Metazoa, Arthropoda, Insecta, Lepidoptera, Sphingidae. The transcript is spliced from 4 exons. Bases 19 to 585 code for a protein of 188 amino acids. The record is from RefSeq and is a predicted model, not a curated record.